Messenger RNA from Colletotrichum godetiae, 900 nucleotides. RefSeq lists its product as uncharacterized. Gene Ontology annotation, molecular function: DNA-binding transcription factor activity, RNA polymerase II-specific; RNA polymerase II cis-regulatory region sequence-specific DNA binding. Gene Ontology annotation, biological process: regulation of transcription by RNA polymerase II. The coding region runs from base 146 to 700 and encodes 184 amino acids. The record is from RefSeq and is a predicted model, not a curated record. The transcript has 2 exons. NCBI's taxonomy places the organism in Eukaryota, Fungi, Ascomycota, Sordariomycetes, Glomerellales, Glomerellaceae.
GAUGCGAUUGCUACGCGACUGACCCGGCAGUCUCUCCGGGUACUCCGGCCUCUUCGAUGGCCUCCGUAUACCAGGAGGUUGAUAUUCAGGCCUGUCAGAUGUUCAACUCGGCGUCAGCGACUCCGUCGGACUUUCCAACGGCUAAAUGGGCACCUCGAUGCGAGGCCAACACUGGCAACAUUUGUCCGACAAUCAACUCCAGGCUGAUUUGAACCCGGGAAGAACGUCAACACGCCAAACGCCGAGGAUGGCUUACGGUCGAAACCCGGAAUCGAUGCGUCAACCACCCAUGAAGAAAGCACGUCUCGUGGCCAGAGAGCACGCCUCACGGAUGGACACGGUUUCUUACGACGCAGACGCCAAGUGCACCGAGGCCGCCAACACGCACCAGCAAAGUGACCACGAAACCUGCUCUUCACCAAGACCGGAAGGGAAAAAGACGUAUCGCGUCAAAAACCGAGCCGCCGCAAAGCGAUGCCGCGAGAAGACAAAACAACAUGAACUAGAUCUCACUGCUCAAGAAAAGCAAGUUACACAAGAGCGAAUGUAUCUGGAUGCUUAUGUAGCAGCACUCAAAAACGAGAUUCUAGUCCUGAGAAGCCAGAUUCUUGAACACGGAGACUGCGACUGCGAGAUAAUCCGAGGAUACAUUGCAAGAACAGCUAAUAAUAUCAGCAUCGGGCUUCCUGGAGAAUGCUAGUUGGCGUAGCGAGAGAAUACAAGGGCAACAUUUACUCAUCCUGUCUUUCGCUGUUGGACGGAUACAACGCCCGAAGUUCGAACAAGAUCGAGGUCUUGAAUAUCAGGUAUAGCAAAAGACUCUUGAUGCUAGCCUCACAUCUACACGAUAUGUGAAUUAAGGUAGGCUUUCCUUCAUUCUUUGCUCCAAGCACUCCUCCU